CGGCUACCACUCGGUGAGUCCGAGGGGAAGCCGCCAGUCUCUGCUGGUACAUCGGAGUUGCGCGUUCUCUCGCUUUUCUCGUUUUCCGAUCUCUCUCAUAACGCGUUUCCCGAGCGAGUUCUCUGGGAAGAGGCGAUCGUAUAAUAGUUUCAUGAUAAUCGUUCCUUCCUUCGUCGAUACGUCGUAAAUUCUCUAGUCAUAUAACUGUUCCAUCAAGGAGAUAUAUAUACGCAUUACACAUAUAUAUAUAGCAUACAGACAUAUUAUAUAUAUAUAUAUAUAUUUUACUGUGCAUCCUGUUCUACGCUUCUACUACGUCUUCAAGUUUGCAUAUGGAGAAAGUAUAAGAUACACAUCGAUCAAAGAGUACGGAAUCGACGAAAGGAAGAACGCUAUUGGCUGAAAACGACAACAAGAUUCGUGAUCAGCCAAGAUCAGCCACGACGACGUCACGAAGGACAACGUUGUCAUCAACGCCGCGUCAAAGUCGGCAGGAGCCUUAACGAAUAUAAUAUUCCCGCGCUGGUGGCAAGACGGCCGAUCGUGCGGUAGUACUCUCGAUUAUCCCGUGGUCGCUACGAGCGAGAACAGCCCGAAGAUUUUUCCACCGAGGUCCAAAAUGCACAUCGAGGUGCAGGUGGCGCUCAAUUUCGUGAUAUCGUAUCUCUAUAAUAAGUUACCACGGAGGCGGGUCAAUAUCUUUGGCGAGGAGCUCGAGAAGGCUCUAAAGGAUAAGUUCAAAGGACACUGGUAUCCGGAGAAGCCGUUCAAGGGUUCGGCCUUCAGAUGCCUGAAAACCGGCGAUCCUGUGGAUCCUGUCCUAGAACGAGCCGCGAAAGAAAGCGGUGUACCGAUUCAAGACAUCCUGGAGAAUUUACCGGCCGAAUUAGCUGUGUGGGUGGACCCUGGUGAAGUCAGCUAUCGAAUAGGCGAGAUGAAUGCCGUAAAGAUCCUUUACUCUGAAACUGGAGAUCCCCACGAUGAGAGUUCGGCCGAUCGAGAAGUUACCAAAACGUUCAAUCCGGAGGCUCAAUGCUUCAGACCGAUCGAAGCUGUCGGUACGUCCUUGGGUGGUCUCAGUCUAAGUCCCAAAUCCACUUCGCCCUUCCCGAAUUCUUUAGCCAGUAGCAGCAGCAACAGCAAUGGUUCCUCCAACAAUCAGCAGAACAGUCACGGUUCCGGCUCUUCUUCGGCACCCUCGCCCACGCCUAUCGGUAGCUCAUUCAAGGGUUCGCCCAGUCCCGUACCAAACUUCAUACCGCGUACCACAGCGCCGCUCACCUUCACGACCGCCACCUUCGCUCAAACCAAAUUUGGCAGCACCAAGCUGAAGACAAGCAGCAAACGAGCGAACAGGAUGUCGCCCACCGAGUUUUCGAAUUAUAUAAAGCAGCGUGCGAUGCAACAACAGAUUCAUCAUCAUCAUCAUCAUCAGCAACACCAGCAGCAGCAACAGCAGCAACAGCAACAACAACAGCAGCAACAGGCGCAACAGGCACAGCAGCAACAGGGUCAACAGCAAGGUAGCACCGGACUACCGGUGUCGCAGAAUUCACCGAGCAAUCGCAGCCUAUCGCCGGGUAGCAUAGUCGGCGCUGGUGGAGCAGCGACUCAACAGCACACGGAUCCGAGUGCAUAUUUCUUCCAGCACGGUCCAGCUGCGGCUGCUGCUGCCGCAUAUCAUCCUCAAUUUUCUCAUCGCAACAUCUUCGAUUCGUCGAGCCACGGCGGUUACCUUCCAAGCGAUCUUUACGCCGGUGCCGCAAAGUUCCCGUCGUCUUAUCUUGACCCCGGUACGAUCGCCGGGCAUCAGUUUUACGGUGGUAGCGUGAACGGUACUGGCGGUAGCAACGGCACCAGCAGCAACGGCAUCGUUACAGCUGGUAAUGGUGGUAAUGCGCAAAACGCCGCGAAUCUUGGACCUAUUGGAUCAGCAGUGACACCCAGUGCUGCCAGCGUAAAUGCGGCGACGGCUCAACAACAGCCUGACAAGAACGCUCUCGUCGAGGGCUUGAAUAAUUUCGGACUCGGCUCGGUGGCACCCUAUCCUGCCAGCCAAUAUCAGCAUCUCCUUGUAGCCAAUUAAUAUCCUGCGCGUUUACACACUACUCGGCAAGUUGCCACGCGCCUAACGAUACGCUCCGCAGCGCGACGCUCCUCCUCGACCUCCCCAUCGCCAGGACGACUCUUGCCGACCUUUAACAAGGUCUGUCCAUCGGUUUAUCGCCUUCCUCUUAGGAAGUCCCCGUAAAGAAUAGAAAACGAAUCUGAAGAAGAGGACGCGUUUCUUACAUGUUUCCGUUCUCCGACUCCUGUAUUUUGAUAGUCGAAAGAGAGGGAGAGAGAGAGAGAGAGAGAGAGAGAGAGAGAGAGAGAGAGAAAUACGAUACGAAGAAGAAAAGAGGAGGUAGACGUCGAAAUGAUCGUGGGAGCGUUGUCGUUAACGAUACAAAAGUAAAAGUAAAAAUAACGACAACAAUGCAUACCCAAAAUAGAGACCCGAUGACUACGACGACAGGGACGACUAGGACGACGAACACGAAGACAGCGCAGCAGUUUGUUCGAUAAAACCGAAUCGAUCAUACGAGUCCGGUACUCUACGAGCGAACAUAACGCAUCCACGACGUUACCGCCGACAUGGAAACGUAUCACACACACACAAACACACACACACACAUAUAUAUAUGUAUCUAUACAUACAUACACAUAUAUAUACAUAUAUAUAUUAUUAUUAUUAAAAGAACAGACAUACACACAUGUCACGAAGAAAAGAGAUGAUACACGCAUAAAGCUACACACAAGGACACAAAACUACCUCGAAAACGAAGCUUACAGAAAGCAUCAUGGUCCACGAUCCCGCGACGAUUACGUAUGCGUGUGCACGAACGCAUUACGUUUCACUUUUACAUGCGAUAUAUACUGAAGAUGGAGCAACGAGAUGCUACUCUUUGAAUCCCGUGAAACGUUCUAGAAGAAGAAAAGAAAGAAGAAAACAGCGAUAACUGACGGACAACAGCUAAACGAACGUUCGAGGAUGACGGUCCGACGGUGAACACACAUAUACAUAAAAAUACAUACAUGCAUACUUACACGGCACGUAUUACACGUACACACACAUACAUAUUACCAAGACGUAAUAAUUUAUUUUUUCACUGGUAUAGUCGGAGAAUUGAUAAUGAAUAUAACUGUAGAGCCUAUGUAUUAUAUUCAAGAUGCACUCACUUUACGGGUUCUCGCGAAACGGUAGGAAGUAUCUGUCAAUUUCUGUCGAGCUUGACGACGGAUAUUAUUAACGGGGAAAGAGAUACAAGAGGUGAUUAAAAACGGUGGUAUAGAGAGAGAGGGGGGGCAAAGAGAAAAGAAAAUAUCUGAAGAUCGCCGAGCGAAAUCCGAAAAAGGGAGGAAGUGAAUUUCUCUCUUUCUCGUGGGUAGCACGGAUAAAAAAAGAAAGAAAGAAAGAAAGAGAGCGCAUGCAGUUUCAUACCGUUCGGAAAAUUCGUCUUCGGUACGGUUUUACAUUUUAUUUUUAUAAUAAAUGCAGUAGAACGUAGAAGAGAUGAUGUGAGAGAGGGUGAAAAAGUAGAAGAGGAAGAAUUGGACGAAGACGAUGGGCGUUGUACUCGCAAGGAUUAGCGUACGAACGACGAAGUCAUAUUUAUCGAUCUUCGAAUCUAUCAAUCCUAUAUACUAUAUAAGAUCGAAAGGAAGAAAGAUUUGAUAUGUGACACGUCGUCUCUGUACCAUCUUGGAGAUUAGAAAAUUAGGUUAAAAGGCCGCGGUUAUUGUCUUACGGUGUCCCAUGCGAGCUCGCGAUUUUGUCCGAUCGACGUUUAAAUUAAAGAAAGAGGCUCGGCUGUUUUCAUUUUGGGGAAAAGACACGCGUCUAUUCGAAUUAUCGACUUUUUCUGAUGAAUCUGAAAUUAAAGAAAAAAAAAAGCAGAAGGAAGAAGGAAAACAAAAAUCGAAUAAACUUUUUUGAUUUCGAACAAUUUAGAUUUUGCCGGGGGGAGGGGAUUUUUUUCAUUUUCAUCGAUCGAACCUCUCUCGCGAGCUCUCGUCGAGAAAAAAAAAGCAGGGAGAAUACAUGGAAAGAAAUACAAAGCAAAGGGAGAGAAAGAAACAGAAAAAAAAUAUAACUCGACAGUAACGGCGGCAGCAGCGGCGAUGAUAAAAAAAAGUUUGAUAGGCGAAGAAAAAGGAGGAAGUGUUACGAGCCGCGGGCUGGGGUACACUAGGUGCUAAAAGUAUUAAAAACAAACAAACAAAAGUGUUUAACUUAUCGUAAAUGCGACAAAAUCGUAAGGAUGCGCGCAUCCGGAGACCGUCGACAGGCCCGGCAACAGUUGGAUAAUAGAAAAAUGAAAAAAAGAGAGAUGGAGAGGAGAGAGAGAGAGGAAGAGAGAAAUUUUAGAAACGAGGAGAAAAGUGGAAUAAAAGAGGAAAUUCGAAUUCCUCAUUUCUGUGUACGCAUCUCUCUCUCUAGUAACAUUCGUACUUACAUACGUAUUAUGUAAAGAAGAAGGAGGAGAAGGAGAAGAAAAAAGAAGAAGAAGAGGAUAGAAAAAUAAGCACGAAAAAAUGUGUAUAUAAACGUAUAUCAUUUACGGAACGCGUCAACGUUUAUCAAAUGUUCGACGGCUCUGUCGCCUUUUCUUCGUUGAUUUUCUUCUCUUUCUAAAAUUAUUUACCAUCGAAAAAAAGAAGAAAACAAAGAAAAAGAAAAAAAUGGCGACAGCUCAGCGUCCUUCCUUUGCGUACUUCUUCUGUGAGUGAACGAAAUUUACUUGAGAAUCUCUCAGCUUAUCUCGACGAUUUCAAAUGUACGUGAAGGAACAUCGUCGUUGAUGAUCGAUGUCGUUGUUGUUGUAUUGUCAUUGAGUCACGAGAGAGAAGAGAAGAUAGCCGUGUUAGAUUGACUUCAGAACGAACGAGGAUCCUAUAACGAUAUAUCCUCCGCGAUUAGUAUAAAAUAGUCCCUAUAAAAUAUGUAUAUGCGCGGGCCACUCGGCAGCCGUCCUCUCCGGAUGCACGGGGCGUGUUGGAAUGGGAGGUCAUAAUAUAUGAGUUUUUAACUACGAAAACCUAUACUAAUAAAAUUAAUAAAAAGGGUAAAAGUGUUAAAUAAAAAGAAGAAGAGACGUAUGAGAACGACACGAAGACAAGGAAGGAAAGAAAAAAAUACAGAGAGAAAUGAAGAGAGAAAGAAACGAAGAAGAAGAAGUGAAAGAGAAGCACGGCAGUACCCUGUAGUAAUAUCUAAACUUAAUUGUAACUAUUAACGAUACGUACGACUGUGGUAGCUAUGCUAGUACCUGCUAUUAUUAACAAGAGAAAAAACGAUGUGGUGGUGUGAGAUGGAUUGAUUGGGAAAGUGAGUAAGAGAAAGAGGAACAGACAAACAGAAAGACACGGAAGAAACGAAAGAAAAAGGAAAACACUAGGAAGGCCUUAGAAGCAUCGAGAUAGAAGAGAAGAAAAAAAGUUGAGAUGCUGCGAACCGAGUUGCCGUAUUCUCUCUAACUGUGGUAAAAAUCCAUCUUGCGGCAACGAGGAAACGCUCGGGUAACCUAGUGCUUCCGCUUUUUAUACGUGAGGGAAUAGGAACGAAAAAGAAAAAGUGAAAUAAAAAAAAUGGGAUUUACGAAUGGCAAAGAGUAAUUCGAACCUUCCUAGUCCGCGAUACGAAAUCUGUACGAGGCUUUCAGAUUUUUUUCUACGUGUUGUACUUAUGAUAUGAAAGAGAGAGAGAGAGAGAGAGGGAGAAAGAAAGAGGGAGAGAGAGAUUAGAUAAAAUGAAAACGAAGAGAGAAGGAGAGUUAGAUGGAGAAUUGUUCGUGAUCGUUUUGUCUUUCACGUGGCCUCCGUGUUUCGUAUCGAAUAAUGGGAAAGUGAGAAGGUGAGAGUGAGAGAGAGAGAGAGCGAAAAUGUAUGUUGUGUGUGCAAAUGUACGUAAGAAAGAAAGAGAGAGAUCGGAUGUUUCUGUCGUAAAAUUGCAAAAAGAAAGGAAGAGGCGAGAAUGAGGACAAAGUGUGAAGCAAAACGUUGCAAUAAGUACGCGAAUCAAACGGAUCUCGGUUCGAAACGAGAGGCUCAGCUCAGCGAAGAAUCAAACAUGAUGUAUACUCUUUAAAAUAAAAAGAGAGAGAAAGUGAAGAAGGGGAAGAAACGAAACGACGAAAGAAAGAAAGAAAGAAAGAAAGAAAGAAAGAAAGAAAAAAAAAGUAUGCAAGAUGUAGAAAAAAAUAAAAAAAAGAACGUGUCAAGUCAAAAAAGAGAUCGAGAAGGGCUUUGAUCGCUAUGGAUUUUAUUUAAACUACUAAACGAUAUAUAGGAUGCAUACACGAAAAAGAGUACACGAAAGAGGAAGUAUAUAGUAUUAUACGUUUACAAUACAAUUAAACUUAACACUGUAAGCAAGGAAAGAAGUACGCAUAGUUUUCCAUACUCUGUAAUCGAUGUACUUGUUUAGAAAAAAAAAAAAAGAAUAAUGGAGAGAAAGAGAAAAUUUAUGAUAUACAUACCACACGGCCACAUAAAUUACAUAUAAAAUACGUUUCAAAUGGAAUAAUAAGGAAACAAUAUGAAGACGCUAAACCGAGACACGCAUAAUGCGAGAGUGAAAGAGAAAGAGAGUUACGUAAGAAAGAAAGAGAGAGAGAGAGAGAGAGAGAGAGAGAGAGAGAGAGAGAGAGAUCAACAAAAUAAUCUGUCUUUAAAAUGUCAUGUGUCUAUAACUAAUAGCCAUCGGUAUUGUCUCUUACAUAAAUGGUAAACAAGUAACCGUGGUAAUGUCGUAUAAUGUCAUAUAGUGAUAAUCGGACACUUUGCAAUACACCAUAUAUGAUAUAUAUAUAUAUAUACACAUAUACAUACACAUAUACAUACAUAUAUAUAUAUUCUUACAAUUAGAAUGAAAGGAAAAGAAGAAAAAGGAGAAGAGAAAUGAAACGCAUAUUGCUAACGUAACAAAAAUUGGAACACGCUGAAAGCGUACUUACAUACAUAACAUAUAUAUACCUAACUACCUACCUACCUAACUUAUCUACCUACUGUUGUAUAUGAAGAAGAGAUAACGGAGAAGAGUGGCGAGAGUAUGCGAAGUCGAAACGUGGAAAGAGAAGGGCGGGAGCAGAGGCAAAUCUUGAUUUACGAAGGACACCGUCUGAAAUCGUCUUUUAUCGGAUUACCGGCUUUCCUUUACGUUGGCUUCGUGCCGGUAAAGAAAGAUUUAAAAAAAGAGAAGGUCGAUUAAAAACUCCCUUGCGUAAACGACUCUCGCCUACUUGGCAAAAGUCACUCUUCCUUUUUUCUUUUCUUUUCUUUUUUUUUUUUUUUUUUUUGUUAUAUUUUUCUGACAAACAGCGAUUUGCAUUUUUCUAAACCUAACUUACGUCAUGAGAAUAUUACUUAUGAAUAGAAGAGAAUGAAAAAGAAAGAGAGAAAAUGGCCGCAGACGUCUCCACACACACACGCGCGCAAGAAGAUAUAUAUAUACGUAUAUGCAAUUCGAGGUAUUCAUUAUCGGGUAUUAUAUAACUUUUUUAUUUAUGAAAAUAGAAGGAAAUCUUUCGGAUAAUAUUUGUUCUGAUUCGGUUAUUGUUAGGAGGGAAUAAGAAUUGUAAUAGAUUUUUUAUGAAACGUAUUUUAUUUUCUUACGAGAUGCCAAAAAAAGUCUAUUUUUUCAAAGGAUAUAAUAAUAAUAAAGUUUUUUGUCUACAUAUACCUGUAUAUAUAAAUUAUAGGACAUGUCGAUGUGAAUUUCAUUCGAUUACUGAACGCUCAAAAUAGAUAAUAAUUUUUCAAUCAAAUAAGACAUAUUUUUUAAAAGAAAAUAAUAAAUAAUAUUUGAUUUAUAAUAUCUCGUAAAAUGAAAGACAUCAUAAUAAAUUUCUUAUACUUAUCGUAUUUCUUCUUAAACAUUAAUCGUACAAAUUUUGAUCCGAAAGAUAUUGUUCUAAUUUUAAGAAUAAUGAAUUAAACUUUUUCCGGCUAAAAAUCCGUUUCAAAUGUUUUCACCUUAAACAUAUACAUAUUAUACUCUAACUCACACUUUGGAGUGUCACGAGAAGAAACAAAAAGCAAAAAAAAAAGAAAAAGAAAAAGUAAACUAUAUAGAUUAUUCUACCAAGUAAGGAAUUAACCAGAAAGAGAAA
Molecule: messenger RNA, 8153 nt
Organism: Vespula pensylvanica (western yellowjacket)
Lineage: Eukaryota; Metazoa; Arthropoda; Insecta; Hymenoptera; Vespidae
Gene: Tob
Product: protein Tob1
Exons: 4
Coding region: 620-2086 (488 amino acids)
Biological process (GO): regulation of gene expression
Cellular component (GO): cytoplasm; nucleus
Molecular function (GO): transcription corepressor activity
Source: RefSeq, a predicted model, not a curated record